Messenger RNA from Drosophila serrata, 331 nucleotides. RefSeq lists its product as uncharacterized. The record is from RefSeq and is a predicted model, not a curated record. NCBI's taxonomy places the organism in Eukaryota, Metazoa, Arthropoda, Insecta, Diptera, Drosophilidae.
UCAAAAUGCGGUCAGCCACCGGAUUUAUAUUUGCUCUAUAUGGCAUAUUCUUGCUGCUCUUGGUCAGUAGUGUUGCAGCUGAAAACGUCAAUGGAGAAGCGUUAGAGCCAAGUUCCCUAACACUUUGGCAACGAAUUGUGAGCAGCGUGAAGGAUUAUCCCUGGCAAUCUGAUCAAAAGGAGAAGGAGACCCCUGAAGUUGCUCAUCGAAGAAGCAUUGUGUGGCAGAGGCUUACUAUGGCCACGGUUCUUUAACAAAUAUGUUAAACUUCUGAAAUCCUGAAUUUUUUUGUAAUAUUUGUUCUGUAUAAUUAACAUAAUAUUAAAAUGGU